UUCCAGGAUUACGCAAGGGUGACAUAAGUGUGUUGAGGAUAAAAAAGAACAUUACUAAAGGAAGAAUUAGACUGCCAAAAGAGCAUGGAUUUUCAUCACUUAUGGGCUGUGAUACUGUCAUGUUUGUGUAUGCAAUGGAGGGCAUUUGCUCAAGUAGAAGUUUGUAACACAGCAGUUAUGGCUGAUAUUGUGUUCCUAGUAGAUGAAUCUUGGAGUGCUGGAGAUGCCAAUUUCCAGAUUAUUAAAGAUUUCAUUAAUGGCAUUAUUGGGUCAUUUAAGAAAAUUCCUUUGGGAAAAGAAGGGAUACGUUUUGGUGUAACCGUCUACAGUGACAAACCAAGGAUGAAAAUUGCUUUGACAGAUUAUGUCACAAUUGAAGAAGUACUUGUAGCAGUGCGUGAUCUUCCCUAUGAAGGUGGAAACACAAAAACUGGAGAAGCUCUGAAAUAUCUCAUGGAGUCUGUUUUCAGUUUUUCAGUAAUUAGAGAUGAUGCUCCAAAGAUAGCAAUUUUAAUAACAGAUGGAAAGUCAGCAGAUUCAGUGGAGGAUCCUGCAAUGAAGCUGCAAAACAAUGGGAUCACAGCAUUUGCAGUUGGAAUUAAAAAUGCAGAUAAAACUGAAUUGAAGAAAAUAGUUUCUGACCCUUAUGAAGAGCAUAUGCUCUAUGCAGAAGACUUCAAUCAUCUCAGCACUCUCUUACCCAAAGUCACUAGAAGAGUCUGCUUCACAGCUUCUGAGCCUCCAAGACCAGUGAAACAAAUCAGCGAGCGAGAUAAAAUCAUUGGUCCUAAAGACUUGGUUGUUAAUGAACUUAGUCACAGCUCUUUGAGACUGACGUGGACUCCAGCUACUGGUGAUGUAGCUGAAUACCAGUUGGUAAUUAAUACUUUGUCCCCUUCUGGAGCCCUGGCAUCAGAGGAGCAAAAGCAGAUCAUCUUGAAUGGAAAUGACAGAACCACUCUGGUGACUGACUUGAUGCCCAACACUGAAUAUUUAUUCACCAUCUUUGCUGUGUAUGCUGAUACCAUUGGUGAUUCAACAUCUAUCAAAGCAAAAACAACUCUUGUGCCUCAAGUUACUAAUUUUCGAGUGAUUGAGGAGGGACUUUUCACUCUCAGACUGGCAUGGACUCCGCCAUUAGGAAAGCUGGAAGGCUAUAAAAUUUACAUACCUCGAUCUAACAGGCCAGGAUUAAAGUAUGAACAGAUUCUGAGUGGAGACAUGUCUUCACAUUUGAUUGACAGUCUGGAAGAGGAUAAAGAAUAUUCUAUAAGUAUCUAUGCAGUUUAUCCACAAGGGCCAAGUGAACCUGCUUCUACUUCUGGUAGAACGUUGAAGCUGAUCCCUGUGCAAAACCUGAUCCUUCAAAAUGCAACUACAGAUACCAUCCAAGUCAGGUGGACACGAGUAAGGGGAGCCUCCGGGUACCGUUUAACCUGGUCCUCAUCAGAGGGCUACAUAGAGAAUGUUAACCUUGGGGAAUCCUAUCAGUUCUACAUGAUUCAGGGACUGCAUCCUGGCUCAGACUACACUGUCACCAUUAAUCCAAUUUUUGGUGACAUCGAGGGACCUGUAACAACUGGAGUAGCUCGAACAUUGGCUAGCAGUGCUGUGCAGAAUUUAAAGGUUACUGGUGUCAACACUAACAGUGCCAUGAUAUCCUGGAAUUCAGUGCCAGGUGCAACUGGAUAUAGGCUGGCAUGGGGGCCAACAGCAGAGUUUGCUGGUAAAGAUCGCCCACGACAGCUAGCUCUCAAUAGCUCCACCACAAACUAUAACCUGCGCAAUCUUGUGUAUGACACUGAGUAUGUCCUUUCCUUGUAUGUGUUGUUUGGAUCUAUUGUUGGACCUGGAAUCACAGCAACAGCUAGAACAUCUCCUCUUGGAUAUGUCUCCAACUUCAAGAUUACGUCUUAUACAAGCACUUCAAUUGAUGUAGCAUGGAGUGCAAUUGUUGGAGCAACUGAAUAUAAAAUAUCUUGGCAUCCAUCAACAGAUGACAAAACAAUUGAGAGCCAGUACUUAGAUAACACUGUUCUGAACUACCACAUUGAUGGUUUGCACCCUGAGACCGACUAUACUGUCAGCAUUCAUGCAGUAUAUGGCAAUUCAGAAGGACCACCAAUAAUGCUUUCACAAUAUACAGCUUCAACAAAAGAUAUAGAAACGAUUCAAAGUGUGAAGGAUUUAAAGGUCAUUGACAUUGGAGUGGACAGCUUCAAACUUUCUUGGAAGAAAACAGCUGGAGUUUCUGGAUAUAGAAUUACUUGGGCCCCAUUCCAUGGAGGUACAAAGAAAAGUUCUCUCGUGUCCAGUGAUUCAACUUUCUUUACAAUAUCGGAUCUCCUUGAAAGUUCUGCUUACACUAUUCAAGUAUCUUCUGUGGCAAGAGGUCGUGAGUCAAGUCCAGUUCUUUUAAAUGCCAGAACAUUGGAUUUGCCAAAAGUGAAUAAGUUUCAUGUUUUAGAAACGACAGACAGCACUGCUCUUUUAAACUGGACAAGAGUUGCUACUGCAUCUGGAUAUUUGUUAACCUGGAGACAUAUUUCAGUAUCUGAGUCUUCAACGGAGGUUUUGGGAUCAACAGUUACUUCCUUCAGGGUUGAAAAUCUUUUGUUUGGUAGAACAUAUAUAUUUACAAUUCGUCCACUAUAUGGAGAAACUGAAGGUCCCGCUACAAUAAUAAGUGAACGAAUAUUAGGAACAAAUAAGAUCACUGGAGACGAAACUGUUUUAUCCACCAAAGCAACUUCUCCUCCUCCAUCAGCAAUAAUGCCAUCUCUUCAUGCAAGCUUAGUAACACGUGCUGCUGUAGCAACUGUGAAACGAAAAGUCCCUACUACUACUGAAGCAGCAAGCACAUUAAAAUCAACUACAAUGAGACCUACUAGCAUAUCUACAACCACAACAUCAGUGCCAUCAACACCAGAGCCAUUCUGUGGGAAGGUGAAAGCUGACAUUGUUUUCCUGGUGGAUGAGUCCUCAAGCAUUGGCUCUAAUAAUUUUGACAAACUGAAGAGCUUCCUCUUUAGAGUUGUGACAUAUUUUCCUAAAAUUGGAUCAGAAGGAACACAGAUUGCUGUGGUUCAUUACAGUGAUGAACCUCGCACCGAAUUUCCCUUAAACCAGUACCAUGACAGAAACUCAAUACUGAGAGCCAUUCGAGGAGUGAAGUAUGGUGGAGGAAAUACAAAAACAGGUCGUGGAAUUGGUUACAUACUGAGAGAGAGCUUUCAGCCCUCUGCUGGAAUGAGACAGAAUGUACCUCAUAUGCUGGUGUUGAUCACUGAUGGUAAAGCCCAGGAUGAUGUAUCACCACCUGCCCGUGUAGCUCAUGCCUUGGGUAUUCAUGUCCUGGCAGUGGGAGUUGCCAAUGCAGACAUUGAGGAACUGAAAAAGAUUGUAUUCCCUGGAAAUUAUCAAAAUAUUUUCUAUGCUAGCACUUUUGAUGACUUCCCAUCUAUUGAAAGAGAACUUAUUGAAACUAUGUGUAAAGAAGUUUCACUAAAGAGUGGCAUAAGACAGAAACAACAGGUUUCUGAAGUCGAUGUAAACAAGCCUCAGCAAACGUUUGAACUACAAGGAGACCUUUCAUCAAAAGGAUCUGAUGUAAUAAGCAAGCCUGAAGGACCUUGUGCCUCUCAGUGCAUAAAGGGUCAGAAAGGAGAAAAGGGUGACAGUGUGGGAGGACUGGGACUGAAAACAGGUGGAGGCUAUGAUCCUUUCAAUUUCAAUUCUAAAGGAGAAAAGGGAGAAAGGGGACUCCCUGGAACAGAUGGAAUUCCUGGACUUCCUGGACGACCGGGCCGCACAGGACCUCUUGGAUCCCCUGGACUUUUGGGCCCUCCAGGUGUUCAAGGAAAUCAAGGGCCACCUGGACACUCAGGACUAAAAGGUCAAAAAGGAGAAAGAGGUGAGCCUGGAUAUGUGAUAGGGAGUGGAGAAGUUAUUCCAGGCCGAAAAGGUGAACCUGGACAACCUGGAUCACCAGGUGAACCAGGUAUUCCAGGAGUAGCCGGACCACCAGGUUUACCAGGUCAACCUGGGCCUCAGGGACCACCAGGGAUAUCUGUGAAGGGAGAGCCAGGGGAUGCAGGGGUUAAAGGCCAGCGUGGAAAAAUGGGUCCAAAAGGUGAUAAAGGAGACAUGGGUGACACGGGUAAACCAGGAUUGCCUGGACCAAUAGGAAUUGAUGGAGUGCCAGGAGUCAUGGGACCUAAAGGCGAGAAGGGAAAUCCUGGCAUAGGAAUCGAAGGUGCACAAGGUCCAAAAGGAGAGCAAGGAGUAAAGGGAGAUAUGGGUAUUCAAGGUCCGGUUGGUCCAAAGGGAGAGAUUGGCCCACAAGGAAAUCAAGGACCUAUUGGUCAGAGGGGCAAAAAGGGGCUUAAAGGAGACAAAGGAGAUAAGGGUGAUCGUGGUGAAGUUGGAUCAAAAGGAGAUCAAGGAAGUGUGGGGCUCCCAGGUCCAUCAGGAUCAAAAGGAGAUCAAGGUGAUCGUGGUGUUCCAGGAGACCCAGCAGUAGGGAUUCUGGGACCUCCAGGCAAAAAAGGAGCCAGGGGUGAUGUAGGACCUGUAGGUCCCAUAGGAUCCCAAGGUGAAAAAGGAAUACAAGGAGACAAAGGAGAAAAGGGUAGUCCUGGUUAUGGAAUACCUGGUCAACCAGGACCAAAAGGAGACAGUGGAGAGAGGGGAAAUGUUGGAUUAUCUGGGAAGCCUGGACCAAAGGGACAAGAUGGAAUAAAAGGAGAAAAGGGAGAGGAAGGUCAGUCAGGAGAACCUGGAGUGUCAGGCCCAAGAGGUAAAGAUGGAGAUCCUGGAGUGAAGGGGGAACCAGGAGCAAGUGGUGAGCCAGGUCCUACGGGGGAUCCAGGAGAGAGAGGAACAAGGGGUCCUUUGGGACUUCCUGGAAGACCUGGAGACCCUGGCAUUAAGGGAGAUGCUGGCAUUUCUGGAGAACCUGGGUCAGAAGGGAAGAAAGGCGAAAAAGGAGAACCUGGACUUCCUGGGCCCCCUGGAACUUCCUCUUGCAUAUCAAUAGAGGGUCAUUGUGCCCUGGACCUACCCUGGCAGUACAUGACACAAAGCAGCAAUCAAACCUGGAUAUGCUGCCAGUCUGUUUCGGGGCACACUCAAGCACACAGUCACAUUCAGUCAUACUAG
Molecule: messenger RNA, 5160 nt
Organism: Polypterus senegalus (gray bichir)
Lineage: Eukaryota; Metazoa; Chordata; Cladistia; Polypteriformes; Polypteridae
Gene: col7a1l
Product: collagen type VII alpha 1-like
Exons: 55
Coding region: 85-5160 (1691 amino acids)
Molecular function (GO): protein binding
Source: RefSeq, a predicted model, not a curated record